AUGUGUGACAAUGUUUUAUCUAGCUCAGUGGACAGUGAGAUCCUAACUGGAGAUGAAGAAAAUGUGGCUGACAAUUACAACCAUCCCAUUGAAGGUCUAAUUUAUACACCAUGUAACAUACCAGGCCCAGGAGCUAAUAUUGAAGACUUUGAAACACAAUAUGCUGUGGGAUGCAGCUGCAGAAAUGGUAUUUGUGUUUCAGAAUUGGAUUGUGAAUGUAUAAGAUCUUACAACAGAAGCUAUGAUGGAAACGGGUGCUUGUUGCCAGAGAGGAUUGUUGGUUGUAUUAUGGAGUGCAACUCCUUGUGUCUUUGUGGACGUCAGUCCAGAUGUGGAAAUAGAAUUUGUCAACUUGGUCCAGCGGAUGGUCUGGAGAUAUGUAUGACAGGUAAUGGGAAAGGUAUGGGACUCAGGACAACAAAGAAAAUUGCUGUAGGUUCAUUUAUCUGUGAAUAUGCUGGAGAAAUAAUAGGAAUAGAGGAAGCAAAACGUAGAGCACAGUCACAAAGUGACAGUGACAUGAACUAUAUAUUUGUUUUGAAUGAACAUUUAGCCAAUGGUAAUUUGUUAAAAACCUGUGUUGACCCUACAGUGAUUGGAAACAUUGGCCGUUAUAUCAAUCAUUCUUGUCAGCCGAAUUCAGUUGUCAUCCCAGUGAGAACAAACACACUAAUUCCUAAAAUUGGUAUCUUUGCUGCAGAUGUGAUACAGCCUGGUGAAGAAAUAACAUUUGAUUAUGGAGGUAACAGCAGUGCUGAAUGUAAUGUAAAGAGCAACAAACUUUGCCUUUGUGGUUCUAUUAAUUGUAAAAAGUAUCUUCCAUAUGAUGCUUUGUUGUAUUUAGAGUGA
This is a messenger RNA of Schistocerca americana (American grasshopper), 849 nucleotides long. Its product is annotated as histone-lysine N-methyltransferase SETMAR. NCBI's taxonomy places the organism in Eukaryota, Metazoa, Arthropoda, Insecta, Orthoptera, Acrididae. Gene Ontology annotation, molecular function: histone H3K9 methyltransferase activity; zinc ion binding; protein binding. Gene Ontology annotation, cellular component: nucleus. The record is from RefSeq and is a predicted model, not a curated record. Bases 1 to 849 code for a protein of 282 amino acids. The transcript has a single exon.